GGGGGAGUAGAGUGGAGGGGAAGCGGGAGUAGAGUGGAGGGUAAGGGGAAGUAGAGUAGAGGGGAAGGGUGAGUAGAGUGGAGGGGAAAGGGGAGUAGAGUGGAGGGUAAGGAGGAGUAGAGUGGAGUUUAAGGGGGUGUAGAGUGGAGGGGAAGGGAGAGAGAGGAAUACUUGGCAGAUAAUAACGAUGCAUUCGGAGUCCUCUAAUAACGAGAAAUACCACUAUACCUUAAAUUUUUUAAUAGUCUUAUGUCACAGCACUCAUUUCCCUUCAUGAACUUUACACAAUGACUCAACAACACCAACAACAAAAUAGUGCCAAUAUUUUUGAAUUUGAAGCACACAUAGCCCAUUUUAAGACACAAUUAAAUGCUUGUUUUGCUUUACAAAGAGCAUUUGCUAAUUCUCACGGUUCAAUGAUUUGGAGACAAUUACGUGAACAUCAAAUACGUAAAAUGACAAAUUAUGGAUAUGAAAAUAAGGGGUUUCUCGAUUCUGCCGUUACAUUUUAUGCUCAUAUGUUAUACAAUUUGGGGGUUUUGGCUGCUAGAAUACAGGGAUUCGCUUAUGAAAUUCGCAACAAUAAAAGCUUCGUUUCUGGUCAUUCUGAUUUGGUUAAACCUUUAUUGGCAAUUGUAAAUGAACCUUAA
This is a messenger RNA of Meloidogyne enterolobii, 650 nucleotides long. The record is from the annotation of a GenBank genome assembly. NCBI's taxonomy places the organism in Eukaryota, Metazoa, Nematoda, Chromadorea, Rhabditida, Meloidogynidae.